AUGAAGGAGUUCCUAGACUCUAAUCGAGUCAAUUUCUUGAUUUGGAGGUAUGUUUUGGUUGCAGAUUACCGAGAGACGGCGGUCAAGUUCCAGAAGGAGUGGCACGUCGAGGAACCUCACCGGCAGCUAGACUUCGCGCAACAUGUCAAAAGCCAUGCGCUAGUGAAUGUCAUCAACAAAGGCCUCUUGUAUAACUCCUUAGAAAGGGAGCAUGCGCAGUCGCAGCAGGUACCUCGAGAUGCUUCGGCGACGGCAGCGCUGGCCGAGGCGAUGCAGCUGGGGAUAUUCGGACCACUGCUUGCACAUCCGCUGGCUCAGCCUCAGCAGCAGCAACUCCUCCUGGAGCAGCAGCAGCAGCAGCAGCAGCCGUCAGAACAGCAGCCAGGAGUGGAAGCGGAUAACGAAGACAAGGUAGACGCGGAGAUAGCUGCAUCAGCACCAGCACCCGGGACGGACAUGGAAAAUAUCCGAAAGCGUCAAAUGGACAGGCAACAACAGGCGCCGCUCCUGAAUGGCUCCCCGGCUAAGCGACCACGCCUAAGUAAUGGGUACGAAAAUGGGGUGGAUGCAGCCACAACCCCGAUGGACCUGGACGGGCAGAGCCCCGGCGAUAAUCACGCCUACCCAUCGCCCCAAGAAGGCGAAAGGGCACCAACACCGAGGCCCCGAACCGAGGGGCCAGAUCGGGGCACACAGGUCGACAAAGUCGAAGAGUUAGCCACCGAAACCACCUUCCUCCCUCUGACCGGUCUCGAUGAAGCGCCGACAGCCUCGCCAACCACAGGGUCAGCCAGAGUCGAUGGCGACGGCGCGCCUGUGCUACUGCAUUGCCAGUGGCAUCCCCGAGAUCCCACCAUCUUGGCGGCUGCUGGGACGGAUGCACUAGCCCGCAUCUGGAACGUCUCUCGUGGAGCCACAGCCGACCCUGCGUCUGACGGUCACGUGAACGGCUUCGCCCCGAAUUUCCACACGCUGGUCGAGGACGACAUACAGCCCCGAGCCACCGUCACCGCCAUGGCCUGGAACUGGGAUGGCUCGGCUAUCGCGCUCGCCACCGACUCGGAUUCGAAGGCUCGGAUCACCCUCUGGACGCCCGAAGGCGCCCACAUCCAUCACUUCGAGGUGCCCGAGCCGCCCGUCAUCAAGUUGCGGUGGAACCCCAACAAUGCCGCUAUCCUGGGUAUCGCGCCGGACAACGGGGGUGCGCUGAUAACCGUCUACCAUGCCGUCACCCCGAACUCGACGACGUAUUUCCUGCCACGCCACGAUCUCGAGGCCGACCCUCUCGACGCAGCGUGGACUAGCGAGACCGAGUUUCUACUAUGCGGCGGCGACUUGCUGAUGGCCUUGAAGUGUGUCGAUGGAAAGAUCACCGAGGUUAAGAGGUUCGACACUCGCGAAGGCGAUAGUAUAACGCAGGUGCAAUUCGACUGGCGGACCUCGCUAGCGGCGACAUGCGGAGAGAAAGGAUUCGUCGACAUCUGGGAUCACUCAGGCCGCAGGCGUGAGAUAAAGUCUCACACCGAGCCCGCCACGAUGCUGGCUUGGCAACCGUUACCGGAGUCGGCAUCCUCGAGCGGUGAGCGGCUCCUAGCUUCUGGAGGCGACGAUGGAGCAGUAUUUAUUUGGGACGCCCUCGCCCCCGAUGGAAAGGCCAAAUGGUCCAUUACUAUGGGCCCGCCCAUCGUUGCGCUGGCCUUCACGCCCGACGGUGCCUUUCUUGCGACGGCCACGAGUGCUAAGAUAUUAAUCUGGAAGGUCGGAGACCAUACCAUUCCACGGGCUGCUUGGUGCAGGGCACCUCACCCCGGUUGGCAUAGUCCACGGAUAAACCCAGAGGCGGACGAGGAAGACGAGCAUUGCCUAGGUUGGGACGCGACAGGACACAGGCUUGCUUACGGCGUUAAUAGUAGACUCCCGCGCCCCUUCCUCCACGCUCGACCGCGAAGAGAAAUCAGGCUUUAUCCCCGCAACGGCUCUCGCUCAGCCUAG
Durotheca rogersii is the source of this 1992-nucleotide messenger RNA. Its product is annotated as WD40 repeat-like protein. Gene Ontology annotation, molecular function: protein binding; transcription corepressor activity. The transcript has 5 exons. Gene Ontology annotation, biological process: regulation of transcription by RNA polymerase II. The record is from RefSeq and is a predicted model, not a curated record. Lineage: Eukaryota; Fungi; Ascomycota; Sordariomycetes; Xylariales; Xylariaceae. Gene Ontology annotation, cellular component: Set3 complex. The coding region runs from base 1 to 1992 and encodes 663 amino acids.